ACAUUUACUGUCAGGUUAGAAACAGGAAGAAAACAUCCAGUUGUUAUCCGAGUCAGGGACUGGUGUAGCAGCCUGCGUUGGAGUAGCUCAGUAAUGAGGCGGCUUUGAGAAUCGGAACCAGCCGUGGAGUUAUCAUGGUUUGUCCGGAGUAGAGACAGAACCGACUAUUAGCACAAGAAUUCAGUGCUGAUCCACUUUCCUCCGGUCCGACUGUUGAAACGAGGUGUGAAUGAGUGACGUGGUGCCUCCCACAGCUCUCAGUGAAGUCCAGCUCCGCUUCCUUUGUCACGAUGACAUAGAGAAUGUCAAACUGCUCUGUGGUGACUGGUUCCCUAUUGAGUACCCAGACUCAUGGUAUCAAGAUAUCACCUCCAACAAGAAAUUCUUCUCCCUCGCUGCCACCUUCAGAGGAAACAUCGUGGGAAUGAUCGUGGCCGAGAUCAAAAGCCGGACCAAAGUACACAAGGAGGAUGGAGACAUCCUGGCCUCCAGUUUUCCUGUGGACACGCAGGUCGCUUACAUCCUCAGCCUAGGAGUGGUCAAAGAGUUCAGGAAACAUGGCAUUGGCUCCUUGCUGCUGGACAGUCUGAAGGAGCACAUCUCAACGACCGCUCAGGACCACUGCAAGGCCAUCUACCUGCACGUCCUCACCACCAACAACACUGCCAUCCACUUCUAUGAGAACAGGGACUUCAGGCAGCACCACUACCUUCCCUACUACUACUCCAUACGUGGCGUCCUAAAAGACGGAUUCACCUAUGUGCUCUACAUUAAUGGGGGCCAUCCACCCUGGACAAUAUUUGACUAUAUCCAGCACAUCGGUUCAACUCUGGCCAGCUUGAGCCCCUGCUCUAUCCCUCAGAGGUUGUACCGCCAGGCCCAGUCGCUGCUGCGCUCUCUGCUCCCCUGGUCCAACAUCGCCUCAAAAACCGGCAUACAGUACAGCAGAACCAUGUGACGUAGUGGAGGCCAUUCACAACGGGAGCUACACCUUCACCGUCUUUGCAGCAUCUACCGGAUCUCAUCAUCUCCCUUUUUAUCUGGUAUUUUUUUAGGAGCUCAGCUGUCUCGAUCCCCGUCAGUCUUCCCUUGUGCAGACCAAGUUCACAACAUUCUUAAUUUCUUAUGGCUUCCCUCUUCCUGUCUGCAUGACAAAGGACUCAGGUUAAACAUUUCUUCAUUCCUGUGCCAGAUUCUUAACAUUGAUUUAAAACAUAUUUGGUCCUAAACCUUCAGAUAAAGAUGUGUAUUUGUACAGUGGUUGCAGGUGGUUUUGGAGAAAAACCCACAGCUUUACUAGUUCUUGUACUUGGAUAUAGAUACCUAUAACACUGGGUUCCUUAGGUUAUCCUACCUGUAACCUGCGUUUACUACGUUAUUCCACAGUCCAGCCAAUCCAGAAUGGCCAGCAGAGAUUGUACAGUAGGAGUUCAAGGAUGGCGCACCCACCAGGAACCAUAGAGAGCUGCACAUCAUAUCUCCUUUCAUCUUGUCAACUACUGUCAGAUACUAUGUAUUCUAUUUGUAUAUAUUAUAUUUAGCUAAUAUAUAAAUUUAUCUUAAUAUGUAUGUGGAUUCUACUGUAUGUUAUUAAUGGGUUUAGUUGGACGAUGACCCAUCCUUGUCCCUUUUUUUUAGUGUAGAUUUAAGUCUGAAUCAAUUGCAGUUUUAUAAAAUUGACACUGAAAAUAAACAAAGCAGAUUUUAUUAAUGAGGUUAUAGGUAACUUGGUUGAAAUGAAUUUGAUUAAAGAAAGUAGUUUCUUGAAAGAUUUUAAGCGGGCUAGUCAUUUAAUCUUAUCUGUAAUUCUUCCCUACAAACACUCAUUGAAAUCGGUUUUUAUUAGCAUAGAGAAACCGUAUUAUUUUACUGGACAUUCUGUCCACUUAGUGGGAAUGCAGUGCUGUUAAGGAAAAUGCUCAUAACUCCAUAUAACAAUAAAGUCUCUAAGCUGUUUCCAUUUUAA
Messenger RNA from Girardinichthys multiradiatus, 1966 nucleotides. Its product is annotated as N-alpha-acetyltransferase 60. Gene Ontology annotation, molecular function: protein-N-terminal amino-acid acetyltransferase activity; histone acetyltransferase activity. Bases 230 to 958 code for a protein of 242 amino acids. The record is from RefSeq and is a predicted model, not a curated record. Gene Ontology annotation, cellular component: Golgi membrane. NCBI's taxonomy places the organism in Eukaryota, Metazoa, Chordata, Actinopteri, Cyprinodontiformes, Goodeidae. The transcript has 6 exons. Gene Ontology annotation, biological process: N-terminal peptidyl-methionine acetylation.